AUUCUUGAAUCCGAGUUAGUUGAUUCAGAAUCACAAUCGGUUCAUGAAUCAAAGUCCGUAGAUUCAGAAUCAUCAUUCCUUGUUGAAUCAGUGGCAGUUGAUUCAGAAUCAGCAUCACAUCUUGAAUCAGAGUCAGGAGAUUCAGAAUCGAUUCUUGAUUCAAAGGCAGUUGAUUCAGAAUCUGUAGAAGCUCCUGAAACAGACACAUUACUGAAAUCUACUGAAGAGGACUCUGAUAGCGUUCAGCCAAAGACAGAUGUUUCAUCAGAACCGAUAUCUGAAUCUAAAGAUGCACUAACAGAAGAUAUUCCAAUAAGCCAAGAUGCUGAGGUCAUUUCAGAGGAUGUAGAAACCGAACCAUCAGAUUCUGAUGCGCAAGAUAUUGAUUAUUCUGAGCUUUUGCACAACCAAAGUGACUCUGAUUUUGAGCCACUUGAAACACAAACAGCAGGUUUAGACGUAGCACAUGAAGAACCUGCUAAACUAGAGCUAAACGAUAAAGAUAUACCACUACAAACACCAGAGAAAACACUCGAGGAUGAGGACAGGUCAAGCUUUAAAGAUGCUUUCAAAACAGAGCAUGAAGGUGUAACACAAGAGACCGAAUCUCUUGAGGAACUCACCAAAGAGCCACUUUCAGCUGCUGAUGUUGAAGAACAAGCUGGUCUUGAGGUCACGCAUGCACAAAGUGAUUUUGAAGAACUGGCUAAUGCAGAUGAAGCCAUAAACAUUAAAAUCCCAGAAUCUUCUCAUCUUCCACAAGACGCUAAAACUCCUUCGGAUGCGAGCGAAAACGUCCCAUCUGAACCAGCAUUGGAAACGCACACUGAGUCCAGAAAAGCACCGCCGGCAUUAAACGUUAGUGAAAUCACUGAAGAACAUGAUCCAAAGAAGUUAGACACGAACAAGAUGGAAAACAGUGAAGACCUUCUUCAGAAGGCCAGCAUGAACAAGAAUGAAAAUAUUGCAGACGAUCCUCAGGAUGCACUUACGAACAACAGCGAAAAAGUGAGUGAAUCGAUUGGCGAAGAUGAGAAGUUAAAGGAGGAACUUGUUACAGAA
Molecule: messenger RNA, 1062 nt
Organism: Sinocyclocheilus rhinocerous
Lineage: Eukaryota; Metazoa; Chordata; Actinopteri; Cypriniformes; Cyprinidae
Exons: 1
Source: RefSeq, a predicted model, not a curated record